Molossus molossus (Pallas's mastiff bat) is the source of this 1314-nucleotide messenger RNA. It is a transcript of the gene GPRIN2, whose product is annotated as G protein regulated inducer of neurite outgrowth 2. Lineage: Eukaryota; Metazoa; Chordata; Mammalia; Chiroptera; Molossidae. Gene Ontology annotation, cellular component: plasma membrane. Gene Ontology annotation, biological process: neuron projection development. The coding region runs from base 1 to 1314 and encodes 437 amino acids. The record is from RefSeq and is a predicted model, not a curated record. The transcript has a single exon.
AUGAGCACCAGCCGCCCUGCGCCCCGGCCGCAGGCGCUGUCCAGGAGCUCUUCCAGCCUGCUGGGCGAAGGCCGGGGGCCGAGGCCGGAGCUCCGGAAGAGCGCCAGCAGCACCGGGUGGGAGGCCCAGCCGGGCGAGGCCGGCGCCGGCCCCCGGGCCCUGGAGGAAGAGGGGCACCAGGCUGAGCGCACGGAGCAGGCCCAGGCUUCCAGCCCUGGGCCGCCGCUGAGGGCUGCCGGCGGCUGGCGGAGCAGCACCGUGGGCAACGUGUCUGCCGUGGGGGGCGGAGACCUGGGCCGCCUGCGGGCCCCCAGCGCUGCGGCCGUGCAGAGGAGCCACUCGGACCUGGUCCGCACCCAGACCCGGGGUGGUGCGCGGAGGGCCAGCCUCAGCUGCUCGGCCCUUGGCAGCUCUCCGGUCCCCCGGGCUCGGCUGCAGCCUGGCGGUCCUUCUGGCCAGGGGGCUCGGGCCCCUGCCUGCCUGGAAACGGACCUGGCUCCAGAGGACGGGACUUCGAACUCAGCCUGGACGCUGGGAGAGAGCCAGGUGUGGGUGUCGCCGCUGGACCUGGAAACCACAGCCACCCACAGCUGCAGCCCCCAGGCCGGGCCCAAAGCCCCUGGGCAGUCGGCCGCCACCUCCUGCCAUGCUCUGGCCCCAGCGGCUCUGCUCUGUGGUGCGAGGGAGGUGGGGGCCAGCAGCUACUGCCACGCCCUGCCUGCCCCUGGGAUCCUGGCUUUCCCCAAGUUAGUAGCAUCCGUGAGCGAGUCUGGGCUGCAGGCUCAGCGUGGGGUGAAGUUCCAGUGCAGGCUUCCUGGACACCCCCACUGCUGUGCCCAUCCUUGGGGUCCCACUGAGGGAGCCGUGGAGCCGGGCGCCAGGACCAAGGACGUGUGGACCAUGACCUCCGCCAGUGACUUGGCCCCGGGGUCGGCGUCCCCUCUGUCAGCCCAGGAUGCCGGUGUACAGGUGGCCCCCGUGGCAGUGUGCAAGUCCGUGGCCACCAGCCCGCCCCUGGAGGCCCCUGUGGCCCUGCCCCCAUUCCCGGAGGUCACCCUGGCGCCCGGCCUGGAGGAGGCGCCGUCCCCUGUGCGGGAUGUGCGGUGGGAUGCCGAGGGCAUGACGUGGGAGGUGUACGGAGCGGCCGUGGACCCCGAGGUGCUGGGCGUGGCCAUCCAGAAGCACCUGGAGAUGCAGCUGGAGCUGCCGCGGGCACCUGCCAGCGAGGAGGGCCGGAGGGGGCCGCUGCGAGCCGUCAUGCAGUCCCUGCGGCGGCCCAGCUGCUGCGGCUGCCCCGGCUCGGCCCCCGAGUGA